AUGGCCAGCAUGAAACAAUUAUUCACCUCCACCCCUGUACUGGUACAGCUUGAGCCAGCCCUCCAGUUUGUGGUACAGGUGGAUGCCUCUGACACUGGGGAUAGAGGUGGUGUUGUCCCAGCAUUCUGGUCCAAACCCGAGGCUCCAUCCGUGUGCCUUUUUCUCCCACAUGAUGUGGAGGACUGUAAACUGCUAGAAGAGAAGAGGUUUGUGUUCAUACUCACCUACCACCCUGGUUACAGAAAUGUCAAGCCAGCCAUGCCCUGUCCAGAUAGCAUAACCCGGCUAAACGAAGAAGACUACAUCCUUCCAGCUUCCUGUGUGGUUCUCCAGUGCGCUCACACAUCCCGGUUCGCCUGCCUCCCUGGCAUUUGCUGCACCGUCUGUUUGGUGGCCCAGAAGGGGAAAUCCUCCCACCCAUCGAGCUCCUUCCACUCUCCUUUGACUCUCCCAUCAGCCAAGGAGAUGGCAGACCUGUUAGUGGUGCACGUGUUCCGUUUGCAUGCAGAUGAAGUAGCAGUUUUUUUGUUUUUCUUCUUGCUCACUUGGAAGGAGCAAAUGACCAGCGAGAAUUCAAUUAGCAACAUGUCCCUCUCAGCCGGGGGUCCGAGUCGCUGCUUGACGGCCCGCAUCGGAGAUCAAGCCGGCCCAAGUGAAGUGACAGCAAGCAAGAGAAAGGGGUGCAGGAUGUACAGCUUUAUGGGUGGAGGGUUGUUUUGUGCAGGCGUGGGGAACAUCCUCCUGAUCGUUUCCACAGCAACCGAUUACUGGAUGCAGUAUCGACAGUCCAGUAACUACAUGCACCAGGGCCUGUGGCGCUACUGUAUGCCAGGGAAAUGCUUCCCACACAACGACAGCAUUGCCCACUUAGAUGCCACCCGAGCCCUCAUGAUCCUCUCUCUUUUGGCCUGCUUCAUUGGCAUCAUCAUUGGCAUUAUGGCCUUCAUCCAUUACUCCUCCUUUGACAGGUUUGACAAAACCUUUGCUGCAGGCAUAUUGUUUUUCAUCUCAUGCUUUUUAGUGUUUCUAGCAAUGGCAGUGUACACUGGGGUGACUAUUAACUACUAUGGGAAACGCUAUGGAAACUGGAGGUUCUCCUGGUCCUAUAUCAUUGGCUGGGUGUCAGUGGUACUCACCUUCUUUUCAGGUAUAUUCUAUUUGUGUGCCUAUCGGAUGCAUGAAUGCCCCAGGAGCGCUAACUCUCAUUAG
Molecule: messenger RNA, 1209 nt
Organism: Chelmon rostratus (copperband butterflyfish)
Lineage: Eukaryota; Metazoa; Chordata; Actinopteri; Chaetodontiformes; Chaetodontidae
Gene: lim2.1
Product: lens intrinsic membrane protein 2.1
Cellular component (GO): plasma membrane
Molecular function (GO): structural constituent of eye lens
Source: RefSeq, a predicted model, not a curated record